Messenger RNA from Meriones unguiculatus (Mongolian gerbil), 9389 nucleotides. RefSeq names its product CDC42 binding protein kinase alpha (gene Cdc42bpa). The record is from RefSeq and is a predicted model, not a curated record. Gene Ontology annotation, molecular function: ATP binding; protein serine/threonine kinase activity. Bases 559 to 5991 code for a protein of 1810 amino acids. Gene Ontology annotation, biological process: peptidyl-threonine phosphorylation; actomyosin structure organization. Gene Ontology annotation, cellular component: cytoplasm; cytoskeleton; actomyosin. Lineage: Eukaryota; Metazoa; Chordata; Mammalia; Rodentia; Muridae. The transcript is spliced from 39 exons.
AGUGGAGGUUGGGAGCAUUUGCAGCAGAAUAUUUUGGCUUUCCCUCCCCCCUCCAUACAUUUCCCCCUCCUCCUCCUCCUCCGAAUUUUCUUCCUCCCGGGAAGUGAAUUGCUGAUGCCAAGGGGACUUUAUUCAUUAAUGAUGCAACCGGAUUCGUUUCAGGAUUAUGUUGCACGAAUUGAAUUUUGAAUGAAGGAGUUUUUUUUUUUUGAAAGAAGUGUUGACUCUUUAGUUCGUCGUACUUUUAAUUAUUAUUUUAUUUAAGUAUACAAUUUAAUUGUGUUAUUCUCUUAAAAAAUAUUAAAUCUCUAUUUUAUGGAAACUUACCCUCAAGAUAUAUAUGUUUAUGGAUGAAAUUGAAGACGCUGCCGUCAAAUGAGGUGGCUGGUGUGUUGGAUGUUUAAUUCAGCACCGGCAUUGCAUGACAGUUGUUGAAAUAACAAGUGGUUUAUUUUAUUUUAUUUUUUUAAACCACGUCUUUGAAAUUUUAGGUUCAGAUAGUUAACAGUAGACAUCGUAAGGGCAAUCACAAGAAAACCAGCAGAAAUCGCAGCAAACAUGUCCGGAGAGGUGCGUUUGAGGCAGUUGGAGCAGUUUAUUUUAGAUGGGCCAGCUCAGACCAAUGGGCAGUGCUUCAGUGUGGAGACCUUACUGGACAUACUCAUCUGUCUUUACGACGAAUGCAAUAAUUCUCCAUUGAGAAGAGAGAAGAACAUUCUUGAAUAUCUGGAAUGGGCUAAACCAUUUACUUCUAAAGUGAAACAAAUGCGAUUACACAGAGAAGACUUUGAAAUAUUAAAGGUGAUUGGUCGAGGAGCUUUUGGGGAGGUUGCUGUAGUUAAACUGAAAAAUGCAGAUAAAGUAUUUGCCAUGAAAAUUCUGAACAAGUGGGAAAUGCUGAAAAGAGCUGAGACAGCUUGCUUCCGUGAAGAGAGGGAUGUGCUGGUAAACGGAGACAAUAAGUGGAUAACCACUCUGCACUAUGCUUUCCAGGACGACAAUAACUUAUACCUGGUUAUGGAUUAUUAUGUUGGUGGGGAUUUACUUACCCUGCUCAGCAAAUUUGAAGACAGAUUGCCUGAAGACAUGGCUCGGUUUUACCUGGCCGAGAUGGUGAUAGCGAUCGACUCAGUUCAUCAGCUCCACUAUGUACAUAGAGACAUCAAACCUGACAAUAUAUUGAUGGAUAUGAAUGGACAUAUUCGUUUAGCAGAUUUUGGUUCUUGCCUGAAGCUGAUGGAAGAUGGAACGGUCCAGUCUUCAGUGGCAGUUGGAACUCCAGAUUAUAUUUCUCCUGAAAUCCUUCAAGCAAUGGAAGAUGGAAAAGGCAGAUACGGACCUGAGUGUGACUGGUGGUCCUUAGGAGUCUGCAUGUAUGAAAUGCUUUAUGGAGAAACACCAUUCUAUGCUGAAUCUUUGGUAGAGACAUAUGGGAAAAUCAUGAAUCACAAAGAGAGGUUUCAGUUUCCACCCCAGGUGACUGAUGUGUCUGAAAAUGCUAAGGAUCUUAUCCGAAGACUCAUUUGUAGCAGAGAACAUCGACUUGGCCAAAAUGGAAUCGAAGACUUUAAGAAACACCCAUUCUUUAGUGGGAUUGAUUGGGGUAAUAUCCGAGACUGUGAGGCGCCGUACAUCCCGGAAGUUAGUAGCCCGACAGACACGUCAAACUUUGAUGUGGAUGAUGACUGCUUAAAGAAUUCUGAAACAAUGCCCCCACCAACACAUACUGCAUUUUCUGGCCAUCAUCUACCAUUUGUUGGUUUUACAUAUACUAGUAGCUGUGUUCUUUCUGAUCGGAGCUGUUUAAGAGUCACAGCCGGUCCCACCUCACUGGAUCUUGAUGUAAAUGUCCAGAGGACUCUAGAUAAUAACUUAGCAACUGAAGCUUAUGAAAGAAGAAUUAAGCGGCUGGAACAGGAAAAGCUUGAACUUACUAGAAAACUUCAAGAGUCAACACAGACUGUCCAAGCUUUGCAGUAUUCAACUGUUGAUGGUCCACUAACAGCAAGCAAAGAUUUGGAAAUUAAAAGCUUGAAAGAAGAGAUUGAAAAACUAAGAAAACAAGUAACAGACGUGAACCAUUUGAAACAACAGCUUGAAGAAGCUACCUCUGUGAGGCGAGAACUAGAUGACGCUGUUAGGCAAAUCAAGGCUUUUGAAAAACAGAUCAGAACUUUGCAGCAGGAAAGAGAAGAGCUAAAUAAGGAACUAGUCCAGGCUAGUGAGCGAUUAAAAAACCAAUCCAAAGAGCUGAAAGACGCACACUGUCAGAGGAAACUGGCCAUGCAGGAGUUCAUGGAGAUCAAUGAGCGACUAACAGAAUUGCACACCCAAAAACAGAAACUUGCUCGCCAUGUCCGAGAUAAGGAAGAAGAGGUGGACCUGGUGAUGCAAAAAGCUGAGAGCUUGAGGCAAGAGCUGCGCAGAGCAGAAAGAGCCAAGAAAGAGCUGGAAGUGCACACUGAAGCUCUAAUUGCUGAAGCAUCGAAGGACAGGAAGCUUCGAGAGCAGAGCGAGCAUUAUUCUAAACAACUGGAAAAUGAACUGGAGGGACUGAAGCAAAAACAAAUUAGUUACUCACCAGGAAUCUGCAGCAUAGAACAUCAACAAGAGAUAACUAAACUGAAAACUGACUUGGAAAAGAAAAGUAUCUUUUAUGAAGAAGAAAUAUCAAAAAGAGAAGGAAUUCACGCAAGUGAGAUUAAAAACCUGAAGAAGGAGCUGCAUGACUCAGAAGGCCAACAACUUGCUCUCAACAAAGAAAUUAUGGUUCUAAAAGACAAAUUGGAAAAAACCAGAAGAGAAAGUCAAAGUGAAAGGGAAGAAUUUGAAAAUGAGUUCAAACAACAGUAUGAACGGGAAAAAGUAUUAUUAACUGAAGAAAAUAAAAAGUUAACAAGUGAACUUGAUAAGCUCACUGCAUUGUAUGAGAGCUUAAGCUUGCGCAACCAGCACUUGGAAGAAGAGGUCAAAGACCUAGCAGACAAGAAGGAGUCAGUUGCCCACUGGGAAGCCCAGAUCACAGAGAUCAUCCAGUGGGUGAGUGAUGAAAAAGAUGCGCGAGGCUAUCUUCAGGCCUUGGCUUCUAAAAUGACUGAAGAAUUGGAAGCGUUAAGAAACUCCAGUUUGGGGACACGCGCAACAGAUAUGCCCUGGAAAAUGCGUCGUUUUGCAAAACUGGAUAUGUCAGCUAGACUAGAGUUGCAAUCAGCGCUGGAUGCAGAAAUAAGAGCUAAGCAGGCCAUCCAGGAAGAGCUAAAUAAAGUGAAGGCGUCCAACAUCAUCACAGAAUGUAAACUGAAAGAUUCAGAGAAGAAGAACUUGGAACUGCUGUCCGAAAUUGAGCAGCUGAUAAAGGACACUGAAGAGCUUAGAUCUGAAAAGGGUAUAGAGCACCAAGACUCACAGCAUUCUUUCUUGGCAUUUUUGAAUACGCCUACCGAUGCUCUGGAUCAAUUUGAAGAUUCCUUUUCUUCUUCCUCAUCCUCACUGAUUGAUUUUUUGGAUGACCACUCCCCGUCCUGUACUCCAGCUAGCAAAGGCAGACGUAUCGCAGACCCUGCUCCGCUUCCCGCUCACACGCCAACGUUACGGAAAAAGGCGUGCCCGGCGUCAGCUGGCUUUCCACCUAAGCGCAAGACUCAUCAGUUUUUUGUGAAGUCUUUCACUGCCCCUACCAAGUGCCAUCAGUGUACCUCCUUGAUGGUUGGUUUGAUAAGACAGGGCUGUUCCUGUGAAGUGUGUGGAUUCUCAUGUCAUAUAACCUGUGUGAACAAAGCUCCAACUACUUGUCCAGUUCCUCCUGAGCAGACUAAAGGUCCACUUGGCAUAGACCCACAGAAGGGAGUAGGGACAGCGUAUGAGGGCCAUGUCAGGAUCCCUAAGCCGGCUGGAGUGAAGAAAGGAUGGCAAAGAGCACUGGCUGUGGUCUGCGACUUCAAACUAUUUCUUUACGAUAUCGCGGAGGGAAAAGCAUCCCAGCCCAGCUCCGUCAUUAGUCAAGUGAUUGACAUGAGAGAUGAAGAAUUUUCCGUGAGUUCAGUCUUGGCUUCUGAUGUUAUUCACGCAAGUCGAAAAGAUAUUCCAUGUAUAUUUAGAGUCACAGCUUCCCAGCUCUCAGCACCUAGUAACAAAUGUUCCAUCCUGAUGCUAGCAGACAGUGAGAAUGAGAGGAGUAAGUGGGUAGGAGUGCUGAGUGAACUACACAAGAUUUUGAAGAAGAACAAAUUCCGAGACCGCUCAGUGUAUGUUCCCAAAGAGGCUUAUGACAGCACUCUACCCCUCAUUAAAACAACGCAGGCCGCUGCGAUCAUAGAUCAUGAAAGGAUAGCUUUGGGGAAUGAAGAAGGAUUAUUUGUUGUGCACGUCACCAAAGAUGAGAUUAUUAGAGUUGGUGAUAAUAAGAAAAUUCAUCAGAUUGAACUCAUUCCAAGUGACCAGCUUGUUGCUGUGAUCUCAGGCCGAAAUCGCCAUGUCCGACUUUUUCCUAUGUCAGCUUUGGAUGGACGAGAGACGGAUUUUUAUAAACUGGCAGAAACUAAAGGGUGUCAAACCAUAACUGCUGGGAAAGUGCGCCAUGGAGCUCUGUCCUGCCUGUGUGUGGCUAUGAAAAGACAGGUCCUCUGCUAUGAACUGCUCCAAAGCAAGACCCGGCACCGGAAAUUUAAGGAAAUUCAAGUCCCAUGUAAUGUUCAGUGGAUGGCCAUCUUCAGUGAGCAACUCUGUGUGGGAUUCCAGUCAGGAUUUCUCAGAUACCCCUUGAAUGGAGACGGGAGUCCAUGCAAUAUGCUCCAUUCAAAUGACCACACACUAUCAUUCAUUACACACCAACCAAUGGAUGCUAUCUGUGCAGUUGAAAUCUCCAACAAAGAGUAUUUGCUGUGUUUUAACAGCAUUGGCAUAUACACAGACUGCCAGGGCCGAAGAUCUAGACAGCAGGAAUUGAUGUGGCCAGCCAGUCCUUCCUCUUGUUGUUACAAUGCACCAUAUCUCUCUGUUUAUAGUGAAAAUGCAGUUGAUAUCUUUGACGUAAACUCCAUGGAAUGGAUACAAACUCUUCCUCUCAAAAAGGUCCGACCUUUAAACACUGAAGGAUCAUUAAAUCUUUUAGGGUUGGAGACCAUUAGAUUAAUAUAUUUCAAAAAUAAGAUGGCAGAAGGGGAUGAACUUGUAGUUCCUGAAACAUCAGAUAAUAGUCGAAAACAAAUGGUUAGAAAUAUCAACAAUAAGCGGCGUUACUCCUUCAGAGUCCCAGAGGAAGAGCGGAUGCAGCAGAGGAGGGAGAUGCUACGAGAUCCAGAAAUGAGAAAUAAAUUAAUUUCUAACCCAACUAAUUUUAACCACAUAGCACACAUGGGUCCUGGAGAUGGAAUACAGAUCCUAAAAGACCUGCCCAUGCCAGGUUUCCCUUAUCCAUCCCCUCAUCACCACUCCAGUCUGAUCUCCUCUCCGAGCAACUUUGAGCACAUCUAUCACAUGACUGUCAAUUCUGCUGAACAGUUUCUCUCUCCCGAUUCCAUAAACCCUGGGUGUCCCCCAUCCCUGCGCUCUGCCCCUGGGACACCACACUCUGUGACUCUGAGGAACCCACGUCCUCAGGAAAGCCGGACAGUAUUCAGUGGCUCCGUCAGUAUUCCCUCCAUCACCAAGUCCCGCCCUGAGCCAGGCCGCUCCAUGAGUGCCAGCAGUGGCCUGUCUGCACGGUCAUCAGCCCAGAAUGGCAGUGCGCUAAAGAGGGAAUUCUCUGGAGGAAGCUACAGCACGAAGCGACAGCCCAUGCCCUCUCCCUCGGAGGGCUCCUUGUCAUCAGGAGGCAUGGACCAAGGGAGUGACGCCCCGGCGAGGGACUAUGAUGGAGAGGACUCUGAUUCUCCAAGGCAUUCCACAGCUUCCAACAGCUCCAACCUGAGCAGCCCUCCAAGCCCCAUUUCACCCCGAAAGACCAAGAGCCUCUCCCUGGAGAGCACAGACCGCGGGAGCUGGGAUCCGUGAGCCCAGGACUGCGGCAGCCGCAGGCAGGGACUCUGCAACCGGACAACGUGCCUGGCAGCAGUGUCACCUUCCUCACCACUGCAAUGAGGAUUUCUCUGCAGCCAGGCCCGCUUCACCCCGCCCCCCAGGUAGCUUCUGUAGACAGACUGCGCAGACGCAGCGCUCAGAGUAGACUGGUUAUGUUCUCACCGUAGCCCUCACGUAGCGCCCAGCAGCCUCCAUGAGCGUCAGCCCGACUGUGGCCAGGGAAAAACCCUCACGAAUUAAAACAAUGCAUAUUUUACUACAAUACAGAGUUUAAAUAAAUACAUAAAUGUAGAAGUUAAAUACUGAAUGUAUAUAGUCAAAGAAGCAUCUUGUGUUCAAUGAAAGAUGGAUGCGUAUAUAAGAAAGAUCAUUUAAUUUAAAGAAAUGUGUUGUUUCUUGUCUGUUUCCCAGCUAAGUCAUAUACAGGGUAGAAAGGCCUCAAGUGACAUUUGUAAAGAGAGAGCAGAAGUCAGGUCCCUGUGGUGUCUGUCCUCAAGCCUGGGCAGGCUGAGGUCACUGGGAAAUCUAAGGGAUGUUUGGAGAUAAGCGCCAUCGUUGCACUGACCUGUAACCUGGACACCACCAAUGGCAGUGAAGCCGCUCCAGCCACUCCAGAGGCAUGCCCGCCUCUCAGGGCAGUUCUUUAGUGAUCAAUUUGAACAUGUUCUCCCCCCCCCCCGUUAUAUUUUAAUAUCUGGCACAGAUGGAUGUGAAAGACAAUUCUGUCACCUUGUGACCCUUCCCAUUAUAAAGGACAUAGGGAGAGAGUCAUGACUUCUGAAGGUCAUGGAAUGGUUCCUCUAGCUUUUUGUCCUGGCCAGAUCCUGUCCUUUCCCGGGUUGCAGCGAGGAGUCGUGGCUUGGGCACAGCUUCCCUUUUUGGUUAAGGGUAGUUGUAAACUUCCUCAACACACGCUGCUGGGGAAAAGCUUCUCCUUGCUAAAUCAUGCAAGACCUCAGAAGCAUGGGCUUGAACAGCCGUGACCAAAUAUGCCAUCCCAUCUGAGGGGACAGUGGGGCCUGUGCAUGGGCCCAGGGGUGUGCUGGUGGCCACUGGAUUGUCAGCCAGCUUUCCCUCUGGCUAUCUGCUAAUGCACUUGUCCCAGGAAGCAAGAUGAAGACCAGAACUCCUCUCUACUCACGUUUCACCAGCCAGAACAGGAGAGAAACUACAAUGCCCUGUGCAGACAGAGGCCCCACCACUCCUAAUUUUUACCUCUUUGGAGCUGAAAAGUCCCUAUUUCUCCCCACUUUAAACCACGCCUAAAAUAGAUUUCCAAAGUUGCUAACCUGCCCAGCGUGCCCUCAGCCCAUCAUGCUGCCAGGCCCUGAAGACCAGACUCCCAGGUACACUGCUGUAAGGAAGGAGGUUAGAGUUGGGGGAGGGAAGGUGGUGACAGAAGCCCUUCUGGUGGGGUCCUUUUAGACAACGGCUUUGACAGACAUUCAGUCCUGGCUCCCAGCAUGUAAGUACAUUUCCUUUUGGAUGGGCAUUGUGUCAUUCUAAUCUAAAUCUUUCUGCUUUUGGAAAAGAAGUAUAAAAAUACUUCUGUACAUCCAAAACUGAGGGUCAGACUCUGAAUUUGGUCAGAGCCCUAUUUUACCUACUUGAACUUGGCACUUUGUUCCCUCCCCUCAGUCCUCUCCCCUGCCCUCCUACCCAGGCAGAAACCUGCCAUGCUGAGUGAGACUGAGACUGAUGGAACUCCACCCUAAGCCUUUGGUUGUAGCUUUGACAACCAAUUGUGAAUUUUUGUUGCUACAGGUGCUUGUUUGUAAAAGGACCCUUCUAGAGUCACAGUCUAAACCUCCCUAAAAUUCAGCUCCACCGCAGUGAGUCCCUCAUAACAACUGUCUAUUGGACUCAUCUAUUGGCCUGUCUAGACAGUUGGCCUUCCUGUCAGAAGCUAUGGAGGAGGAUGGGACAGAUGACAGACAGGCUUCCAGGAGACAGAAACAAAGAUUCCUUAAAGCAGUCAAUAACAGACCAGAGAAAAGGCCUCAGACCCUUUUUGAGAUCUCUCUCCCCACCUCAUGCAAGGUAUUUGAAGUAUGUGGGAGAAGUGUAGGGAAGAGGGAGGUGGGAUUUAGAGGCAUUUCUGGCUUAGUGUCUAUGGGUUAGUGCUUGGUGCUAUGUCCGGCCUGUUUGCUAUUUAUCCUUUGAAUCCUGACUACUCUGUUAUGUGGGGUUUGGGUGGGUAUACAAAAUAUAUUACAGUUUCUUGUUUUGUUGCCAAAAACAAAAGCCUUCCUUGUCAAUGAGUGCUAAAGCAGAUUUCAUGUGUAUUAAAUAUAUAUAUUUACAUACAUAUAUACAAAUAUGUGUAUUAAAUAUAUAUGUGUAUACUCCGUAUGCUUAGCCAUUUGCGUUCCUUCCCAGUGAAGACAGCUUUAAGACCCCGGGGGGGGGGGGAUAACAAAAGGCCUAUCUGACUUUCCAAUGAAUCCCUAAGCCAAGCUUAAGGGGGCGCUUCAGAAAUUCCCAUCAUCCUGCCAGCUCUUCCUCAGCCUCUCCUCUUUCAUGCUAGAAGCCCGUCAUUUUGUUACUUAAUGGCCACAUUUACUUCUAGGAAAGUUCAGCGGGCUUGUGUUGGACCUCAGGUAUCCUUAAGGAAGGCUAGGACACACUCAACUAACUCCCAGGUGCCGAAGCCCACGUGCAGCCUUGGCAGUGACCAGAGAGUCAGUUCCCCCAGCUCAGUAGACCUAGUCCCACCCCCCAACACGGUUGCAUACUUUGCCCAAGACCACUGGCCACCUCCGGUCCUCCCUGGCCCCACUGCACAGCAUCCCACUGCACCCUUGAGUGGCUCAUUCCCUGUUGAAACCCUUAGCCGUCACAAGUCCAGAGUUCCUAGUGGAGCCCUGCUACAGUGAGUGUGUCUCCUGCCAGUGCCAGCACCACAUUCUCCCAUCCCAGUGACCGCAUCACACAGGGCCCUUCUCAAGUUUUAGGACACUGACUACAAGUCAGCUUCGAUGCCAUUGGAAAUAAAAUGACCUGCCUUUUUAUUUGAUAGUACAAUACCAUUUAUUUUAUAAAUUUUUAGGAUUUUUUUCUCAUUGUAAUAUUAUUGUACAGUUUUGCAUGGCCUCGGUGUAAUCAUUUUUGUUUAGAAUAUGAUGCUGACCAGUGUGUGUGUGGAAGGGAAGAUAAUGCUUUGGCCUCUAGGCACUCGGUUGGUUUGGUUUCAUUCCUGAUGUCUUAGGGAAUUUCCUGAGUGUCUGCUACCAAACUAUGACAUGGAUUCUUUUGCACAGAACUAUUUAAGGUGGGAUAGUCAAAAAUGUAACAAAGAUUUCUCACCAAUAUUUUAUGUUGGUAUCAAUUAACCAGACUUUGAUGUACUGCAAUAAAAUAAGGAGCUGUUA